Molecule: messenger RNA, 9981 nt
Organism: Hippopotamus amphibius kiboko
Lineage: Eukaryota; Metazoa; Chordata; Mammalia; Artiodactyla; Hippopotamidae
Gene: VPS53
Product: VPS53 subunit of GARP complex
Exons: 20
Coding region: 423-2540 (705 amino acids)
Biological process (GO): retrograde transport, endosome to Golgi
Cellular component (GO): GARP complex
Source: RefSeq, a predicted model, not a curated record
GUCUUUUGAUCGCGACGCUGCCGGGGCGCACCCUCACUGGGGAGUCCUGCCGGGGUGGCCGGGCCGUCCCCAGCUCCAGGGCCCGAGUGUGUGGGGGGGCGCCUUCGGUGAGGUGAAGCGGGUCCCCACCAUCUUAAGAAGGGCUGACGGCAGGUGGGGGCCGCCGGACGAGAAGCCUGCCCCGGGAGACUCCCGGCAGGCGACGGGAACACCUCCUCCCGGCAAUCAGAGGUCAGUCCUCCGGGAUCCCAGAGUGCCCCGGGUCCCGGAAGUGCCUGGCUUUCCGGAAGUGCCCGACUGGCUGAGAGAGCCCAGGCUCGCCGGAGCGCUGCUGCUGCGGGGUUGCGGUUCUGCGGCUUGGGUGGCUGCAGGAGGCGCGGCCCGGGGUCGGAGUGGGCGUCGGGAGGGAGCUGGGCGGCAGCAUGAUGGAGGAGGAGGAACUGGAAUUCGUGGAGGAGCUGGAAGCCGUGCUGCAGCUCACGCCAGAUGUGCAGCUCGCCAUCGAGCAGGUAUUUCCAAGCCAAGACCCUCUAGAUCGAGCAGAUUUCAAUGCUGUGGAGUAUAUCAACACUCUGUUCCCAACAGAGCAAUCUCUGGCGAACAUCGAUGACGUUGUGAACAAAAUUAGACUGAAAAUAAGGAGACUGGAUGACAACAUUCGAACUGUCGUAAGAGGUCAAACAAAUGUGGGGCAGGACGGCCGGCAAGCACUUGAAGAGGCCCAGAAAGCGAUUCAGCAGCUCUUUGGAAAAAUCAAAGAUAUUAAGGACAAAGCAGAAAAGUCUGAGCAAAUGGUGAAGGAAAUCACCCGCGACAUUAAGCAGUUAGAUCACGCGAAACGCCACCUGACCACCUCGAUCACCACGCUGAACCACCUGCACAUGCUGGCGGGCGGCGUCGAUUCCCUCGAAGCCAUGACCAGGCGAAGGCAGUAUGGAGAAGUUGCAAAUCUUCUUCAGGGCGUAAUGAAUGUUCUGGAGCACUUCCACAAAUAUAUGGGAAUUCCACAGAUCCGGCAGCUUUCUGAAAGAGUGAAGGCUGCCCAGACCGAGUUAGGACAGCAAAUCCUGGCCGACUUUGAAGAAGCAUUUCCUUCCCAGGGUACCAAGAGGCCAGGAGGACCCAGCAAUGUCCUACGAGAUGCUUGUCUGGUUGCUAAUAUUUUGGACCCCAGAAUCAAACAAGAAAUCAUCAAAAAGUUUAUUAAACAGCAUCUGUCAGAGUAUCUGGUACUUUUUCAAGAAAACCAAGAUGUUGCCUGGCUGGACAAAAUCGACCGACGCUAUGCCUGGAUUAAGCGCCAGCUUGUGGACUACGAGGAGAAAUACGGCCGGAUGUUCCCACGUGAGUGGUACAUGGCGGAGAGGAUUGCAGUAGAAUUUUGCCACAUCACAAGGACAGAACUUGCCAAGAUCAUGCGUACCAGAGCUAAGGAAAUUGAAGUGAAAUUGCUUCUCUUUGCUAUUCAGAGAACGACUAACUUUGAGGGGUUUCUUGCAAAACGCUUCUCCGGGUGCACCCUGAUGGAUGGAUCUCUGAAAAAACUCGAGUCUCCACCUGUAUCCACCAAUCCCUUCCUGGAAGAUGAGCCAGCACCAGAGAUGGAGGACCUGGCAAUGGAGAAGGGAGAUUUAGAGCAACCAAAGAAGCCUAAAGCCCCCAACAAUCCAUUCCACGGCGUUGUUUCCAAGUGUUUUGAGCCUCAUCUCUAUGUGUAUAUUGAGUCCCAGGACAAAAACCUUGGAGAGCUGAUAGAUCGAUUUGUGGCUGAUUUCAAAGCCCAGGGGCCACCCAAGCCCAACACAGAUGAGGGGGGUGCUGUGCUCCCCAGCUGCGCUGACCUCUUUGUCUACUACAAGAAGUGCAUGGUGCAGUGCUCGCAGCUCAGUACCGGGGAGCCAAUGAUCGCCCUGACCACCAUUUUCCAGAAGUACCUUCGAGAAUACGCCUGGAAAAUCCUCUCUGGCAACUUGCCCAAAACCACAAGCAGCAGCGGCGGGCUGACCAUCACCAGCCUCCUCAAGGAAAAGGAGGGCUCGGAAGUGGCCAAGUUCACCGUGGACGAGCUGUGCCUCAUCUGCGGCAUCCUGAGCACCUCGGAGUACUGCCUGGCCACCACCCAGCAGCUGGAAGAGAAGCUCAAGGAGAAGGUCGACGUAAGUCUGACUGAGAGAAUCAACCUAACGGGAGAAAUGGACACGUUCAGCACUGUCAUCUCCAGCAGCAUUCAGCUGCUGGUUCAGGAUCUCGAUGCCGCCUGCGACCCUGCCCUGACGGCCAUGAGCAAGAUGCAGUGGCAGAACGUGGAGCACGUUGGUGACCAGAGCCCCUACGUCACCUCUGUCAUUCUUCACAUUAAGCAGAACGUCCCCAUCAUCCGUGACAACCUGGCGUCCACGCGGAAAUACUUCACCCAGUUCUGCAUUAAAUUUGCAAACUCCUUCAUUCCCAAGUUCAUCACCCACCUCUUCAAAUGCAAGCCAAUUAGCAUGGUGGGAGCAGAACAGCAUUUCUAUGUAGAUGCCACCCCAGAGAAGUGAGGGUGUAUGGCCACCAAAGACAUGUACAAGAAUGUUCAUAGCAGGUCAGUGAGCAGUAGACCAAUCCUGAGUGACAGAGGGCUGAAGAGUGGUCAUCCUCCUUGGGAAGGAAGAGAGAGCAUUGACUGGAAGAGAACCUGAGGGAGCCUUCUGGGACGCAAGAAAUGUCCUGUAUCUUUUUUUUUUUUUUUGAUUGAGGUAUAGUCAAUUUACAAUGUUGCGUUAGUUUCUGGUGUAUAGCAGAGUGAUUCAGUUAUAUAUAUGUAUAUUUUCAUAUUCUUUUCCAUUAUAGGUUGUUACAAGAUAUUGAACAUAGUUCCCUGUGUUAUACAGUAGGACCUUGUUUAUCUAUUUUGUAUAUAGUAGUAUCUGCUAAUCCCAAAUUCCUAAUUUAUCCCCCUGCCCUUUCCCCUUUGAUAACCAUAAGCUUGCUUUCAGUGUCUGUGAGUCUGUUUCUAUUUUGUAAAUAAGUUCAUUUGUAUCAUUUUAUUUAGAUUCCAAAUGUAAGUGAUAUCAUAUGGUAUGUGUCUUUCUCUGACUUACUUCACUUAGUAUGAUAAUCUCUAGGUCCAUCCAUGUUGCUGCAAGAGGUAUUACUUCAUUCUUUUUAUGCAUGAGUAGUAUUCCUGUGUAUGUGUGUAUCUGUGUGUGUCUGUGUGUCUUUGUGUCUUGGGUUGGCCAAAAAGUUCGAGUUUUUCCAUAACAUUUUAUAUGUAUAUAAAUAUAAAUGCCACAUCUCUUUAUCCAUUCUCCUGUGAGUGGAGAAGUGUCCCAUAUCUUUAAUUAGGCAAUAGGGUGCAUACAUUUGUAAUAGUUUAUCAAGCUAUGUACUUGGUCUUUGUGUACUUUAUUGUAUGAAAGUUACACCUAAAUUAAAAAAAAAGAAAAGAGGGCUUCCUAGGUGGCACAGUGGUUAAGAAUCCACCUGCCAAUGCAGGGGACACUGGUUCAGUCCCUGCUCCAGGAAGAUUCUACAUGCCGCAGAGCAACUAAGCCCAUGCGCCACAACUAUUGAGCCCAUGUGCUGCAACUACUGAAGCCCACGUGCCUAGAGCCCGUGCUCCGCAACAAGAGAAUUCACAGCAAUGAGGAGCCUGCGCACCACAACGAAGAGUAGCCCCCACUCACCGCAACUAAAAAGAAAGCCCGUGCACAGCAGAAAAGACCCAACACAGCCAAUUAAAUAAAUAAGUAAAUAUUAUAAAAAAGAAAAGAAAGAGGAAAGGAACAAGGCAUGUCCUCACCUUGGUGCAUCCAUUCCUCAUAUCUUGAACUGUCUCUUCUGUGUCACCUCACUGAAACAUAUAUGGUUCUUUACCUUCUAGGAGUGGACCUUUAUCUUGCCUGCUCAAGGUUUCCAUCACUGUGAUAGUCAUGCUGUCCCCCCAAGAGUUGUAGGGGGCUCUUUAAGAAGUAAACCCCUCCGCUUUCCAUUGCUGGGUGAUACGCCUUCCCAGGCAUAGCAUGCUGGCCAGCGUUGCACCCCAGGAGCCCAUCAACAUGAGCCACACCACCCCAAAAUUUAUCUCUGAGGCCCCAACAAGUUUGGUGGAUGGCCACCUCUUGGCCAGUGCCUCGUGCCUAAGGGGACAAGCUUUUAGCUGUUUUCAAAGAUGAACACCAGCAGAUUAUCCUGAUAAAUGGGGCCUUUCGCCUGCAUUUCCCACGGACAGCUGCUAAGCCUGUUGGACUAGCUCCCACCUUUGCUGACUGCAUUACUUCCGGUAAAACCUGAGACAAAGGUUUCCAUCUGUACAGCUGUCUGGUGAGGACAGAAUUCUAUUGUGCCUGGCUGGAAAUUGAAAAUGUCCUCUCUCUCAAAAUAUGGGAGACACUAGAGAGUUAUGUCUGGCUCAUUCAAAACUCUUCCUGUCACUUAAGACUGUACAAUUAUUUAUGCGUAUAAUAUAUCUCUGGGAAGCAGAAAGUACGGAAAAAACAGGACGUAUCCCCAUAUGUUUUCAAAUAAUCAUUGGGUUUUUUUCUUCCCUGCUAGCAAAUAAUGCCAAGACAUGGCUUUGAUUUUGACGAGGCUCUGAGAUUUUGCUCUAGGGAAGGUAAAGCUGAAUCCUCACUAGGCCUUAAAUAGCAUAGUGUGAAAAAAGAAGAAGAAGAAGACAUAGUUCCAGUUAAUAAAAGUAUAGAAAAUAAUGUCAAGAAUAUCAGCUUCCCACUCAGCUUAGUGGGAAUCUUAACAUGUUUCCACAUUUGCUUUAGAUCUUUUUUUUAUAUAAAGUAAAUCAUUACAAUUAUGGCUGAAGUCCCUCAUGGACCCUACCCUGCCAUUUGCCUGCCUCCCUGCCCAGAGGUAAUCUCUACUCCGAUUUUGAUUUUUAUCAUUCCCAUAUGUGUUUUGAUAUGUUACAUGUGUAUCUAUUCACAAAAGAUGUAUAAUUUUGUUUUUAAACUUUAUGCAAAUGGUACUAUACAUAUAAUUUCCCCACUUGCUUUUUUUUGCCCAACAUAAUGUUUUCUGAGAUUUAUCUAUGUUGAUAUAGGUUGUUUGAGUUCAUUCAUUUUAACUUCGAUAUCAUAGUCCAUUGCCUGAAUAUGCCACCAUUUGUUUAUCCAUUCUACCAUUGAUGGGCAUUAGGUUGUUUCCAGUCUGUGCUUUUACCAACAGUGGAUGCAGGGAAGCGUUUUUUGUUUUGUUUUGUUUUCUUUUACACAGGCAGGAAUUUCUCUAAAGGAUGUGAGUGCUGUAUUACAGGCUAUGCACAUCUUCCAGUAAGGAAAUAGUACCGAGUUUCCCCCAAAGUGACUACCAAUUUAUAUUCUCAUUUUAAGUCUGUUUCAUUGCACCAUAUACUUGGCAACACUUGGUGUUUUCAGCCUUUUUACUUUUGCCUUUCUGAUGAAUACAAAAUGGUACACAAUUGUGGUUUUGAUUUGCAUUUACUGGGUUACUAAUAAGAUUAAGUAUCAUUUCUCAUGCCUUGUGAGCACUUGAGAGUUUGUGUUUUGUGGGUUGCCUGUUCAGAUCUUUGCCCCACUGCUGUUGUUGCUACUGGGGUUGCUGGUCUUUUUCUUAUUGAUUUUCAGGAAUCAUUCUGUGUUCUAAGUAUUAUCCCUUUAGCGGUGUUGCAGACAUCUUCUCCUGGUUUGUGGGGUUUUUUUUUUUUACCUUGUUUAUGUGUCUUUUGAUAUAGACUUUACGUUACUUUAAAGUAGAUUUUUCCAUCUUUCCUCUAUCUCACAUUCUUCUCUUCCCUACAAAAAUAAUCUCUAUUUUCUUCUUAGAGUUUUUCUUUUUUAUAUCUAGGUUUUUAAUCUGCAUGGAAUUGAGCAUACUUGUUUUUUUAGAGGCCCGUGCUGGGUUCCCUCUGAGGCUGAGCAAUGAUCAUUUACAGUGGGGCCCUCAGAACUGCUCUGAUGCCAAGAGCUUUGUGGGGGGGGACCUCUGGCAGUCUAUACUCACCAGUCCUCUGCAUACUUGCGUACCUUUCUCUGUGAGCCCAUGACCUUCUCGAAAAAACAGGCACUAGGAGAAUAAGAAUGUUCAUCUCUGGAAACCUAGAAACAUCCAAAAUGCCCUAGCACUUUCCUGGUCUGCCAUUGAAUGACCUACAGAGUGUAGGCCUUUGAAUAGCAACAUUAGUACCUAUAGAGAGUUCCCAGAAGCUUAGCCUCCCCCAUUAUCACCAUCUCCCACCAGGGAGGUACAUUUGUUACAACCAGUGAACCUGCAGUGAUACAUCAUUAUCAUUCAAAGUCUAUAGUUUACAUUAUAGUGUUAGAGUUUACACGCGUGGUGUUAUACAGUCUGUGGCUUUGGACAAAUGUAUAAUGACACCAUCAUGGUAUCAUACAGAGUAGUUUCACUGCCCUAAAAAUCCUCUGUGCUCCACCAGUUCAUCCCACCCACCACACCCAACCCCUGGCAACCAGUGACCUUUUUACUUUCUCCAUAGUUUUGCCUUUUCCAGAAUGUGGUGGAGUUGGAAGCAUAUAAUAUGUAGCCUUUUCAGACGUGGAGUUGGAAUCAUAUAACAUGUAGCCUUUUCAGAUUGGCCUUUUCACUUAGUCAUGUGCAUUUAAGUUUCCUUCAUGUCUUAAUAGCUCAUUUCUUUUUAGUGCUAAGUAAUAUUUCAUAGUCUGGAUGUGCCACAGUUCAUCCUUUCAGCUACUGAAGGACAUCUUGUUUGCUUCCAAGUUUUGGCAAAUUAUGAAUCAAGCUGUUAAAAACAUUCAUGUACAGAUUUUUGUGUGAACAUUAAGUUUUCAACUCUGGGUAAAUACCUAGUAGCAUGAUUGCUGGAUUGUAUGGUUAGCGUAUAUUUCGUUUUAUAAGAAACCACCAAACUGUCUUCCAAAGUGGCUGUACCAUUUUGCAUUUCUACCAGCAGUGAAUGAGAGUUCCUGUUGCUCUGCAUCCUCACCAGCAUUUGAUGUUGUCAGGGUUCCAGAUUUUGGUCAUGCUGAUAGAUGUAUAGUAGUGUCUCAUUGCUAUUUUAAUUUGCAUUUCCCUGAUGACAUGUGAUAUGGAGCAUCUUUUCAAAUGUUUAUUUGUCAUCUAUAUAUCUUCUUUGGUGAGGUAUCUAUUAAGAUCUUGGGCCCAUUUUUCAGUUGGGUUGUUUGUUUUCUUAUUGUUGAGUUUUUCUUUAAAAUCUUUGUAUAUUUUAGAUAACAGUCCUUUUUUUUUUAAAAGAUUUAUUUAUUAUUUACUUAUUUACUUUUGGUUGCAUUGGGUCUUCAUUGCCGCUCACAGGCUUUCUCUAGUUGUGGCGAGUGAGGGCUACUCUUCGUUGUGGUGCACAGGCUUCUCAUUUCAGUGGCUUCUCUUGUUGCGGAGCACAGGCUCUAGGCGUUUGGGCUUCAGUAGUUGGAGCACACGGGCUCAGUAGUUGUGGUUUGCAGGCUCUAGAGCACAGGUUCAGUAGUUGUGGCACAUGGGUUUAGUUGCUCCACGGCAUGUGGGAUCUUCCUGUACCAGGGAUUGAACCUGUGUCCCCUGCAUUGGCAGGCAGAUUCUUAACUGCUGCACCACCAGGGAAGUCCUGAUAACAGUCCUUUAUAAGAUGUUAUCUUUUGCAAAUAUUUUCUCCCAGUCUGUGGUUUGUCUUCCCAUCCCUUGACAUUAUCUUUGGGAGAGCAAAAGUUUUUCCUUUUAAUGAAGUCCGGUUUAUCAGUAUUUCUUUGAUGGAUCAUGUCUUUGGUGUUCUAUCUAAAAAGUCAUCACCAUACCCCAGGUCAUGUAGGUUUUCUCCUGUGUUAUCUUCUAGGAGUUUUAUAGUUUCGUGUUUUACAUUUAGGUCUACGAUCCAUUUGAGUUAGUUUUGGGGAGGGGUGUAAGGUCUGUGUCUAGAUUCAUUUUUAUUUUUAUUUUUUGCAUGUGCAUGUCCAGUUGUUCCAGCACCGUUUGUUGAAAAGACUGUCUUUGCUCCGUUGAAUUGCCUUUGCUACUUUGUGAAUGAUCAGUUGACUAUAUUUGUGUGGAUUUAUGUCUGGGCUCUCUCUUCUGCUCAGUUGAUCUAUUUGUCUGUUCUUUCACCAGUACUACACUGUCUUGAUUGCUGUAGCUUUACUAUAAGUCUUGAAGUUGGGUAAUGUCAGUCCUCCAACUUUGCUCUUCUCCUUCAAUACUGUGUUAGCUAUUCUGGGUCUUUUGCCUCUCCAUAUAAACUUCAGAAUCAGUUUGUCCAUACCUCACCAUUUUUUAAAAUUAAUUUUUAUUGGAGUAUAGUUAAUUUCACAAUGUUGUGUUAGGUUCUGUUGUACAGCAAAGUGAAUCAGUUAUACAUAUACAUACACCCACUCUUUUUUAGAUUCUUUUCCCAUAUAGGUCAUUACAGAGUAUUGAGUAGAGUUCCCUGUGCUCUAUAUAUUGGUUAUCUAUUUUAUAUAUAGUAGUGUGUAUAUGUUAGUCCCAGUCUCCCAAUUUAUCCCUCCCCCUGCUUUCCCCCUUGGUAGCCAUAAGUUUGUUUUCUACAUCUGUGACUCUAUUUCUGUUUUGUAAAUAAGUUCAUUUGUACUAUUUUUUUAGAUUCCACAUAUGAGCAAUAUCAUAUGAUAUAUGUCUUUCUCUGUCUGACUUGCUUCACUCAGUAUGACAGUCUGUAGGUCCAUCCAUGUUGCUGCAAGUGGCAUUAUUUCAUUCUUUUUUAUGGCUGAGUGAUAUCCCAUUGUAUUACAUAUUACCUCACCAUUUUUUGAGAGCAAUAUUCCCCUCUAAGUUAUCCCAAGUAAAACUUUGAUGGCUUCUCCAAAUGUUUGUACCAUUGUCAAAAUUAGAAUCACCUCGACCUUUAAAUUAAUAGUGUUUCUCAUUAACGAGCUUGUCUUAUCUUUAGUUGUUAAUUCUCCUGUCCAUAGCAAAGUACACGCAGAAAGAGAGAAUGCAGGGUGUCACAGGGCCUUAACAGAGCCCAUUCCACCCUUGCUUAAUAUAAUUUAUGAAAAGCUUUCUGAGAGGAGCAGGCAGUGGCAGAUAUGGCAAGCCCUGUCCUAAACCUAAGAUUCACAGAGGUGCAGUAGCGGGACUGUCACCCUGCUGCUACCUUUGUCUGGUUGGUGAACAUGUCAUUCCAUUCUCCUGAACUGUCUGAACAGGCCGGUGUGUAUAUGCCAUUUCUGUGCCUGCAGUUGGUGGGCAGUCAGGAAGGUUGAUAGCCUUCGAAAUAAUUGGCAUCCAAGAGAACCAAAAGAAAAAUAUACAGAAAAAAGAAAGAAAAAGAAAAGGACAGAUUGUUGCCAGGAUACUGAUUGAUGUUUAAAUUUGAUUUAAUCUCCUACAUCCUGACUAGCAUCCAGAGAAGUCCAAAAUAGAGCAGUACGGAGAUAUUUUUUGCCUGUUGAAUAAGCAAAAAUUUUAUGGCAGUUUUCAGCGCUGGUGAGGGUGUGGUCUGCACUAUGUAAAUAGGUACAUUCCAUUCAGAAAGCAGUUCAGGAUACGUGUGAAGAACCUUACAAAUGUUCUUAUGCUUUGCUCCAUGCCAAAGACUGUCUCCUAAGGAAACGCCAUUGAUAGACCUAGAAUUAUAUCCACAAAGCUGUUCAUCACAGCAGUAAUAAAAGGCUAGAAACAAGUCUAGGGGAAUGGUUAAAAACAUUAAAGUUAUACACACACACACCAUAGAAUACUGUAUAGCAAUUAAAAAUCAUGAUUUUUUUUUAAAGACUGCCAAGAUGGGAAAAUAGAAUUCAAAAAACUUCAUAUAUGAAGUAGAAAAACGAGGUUGUGAAACUGUUUAUACAGUGUAAUUCUAGUUUUUUAUACACACACACAGGCUGGUGGGAAUGAUACCACAUUGAACUAUGGCUUCUUAUUUUUUCCUGGGUCAUAGUAAUUGUAACUCAUGUGUUUCCUUUUCUAUCUGUUCAUUUUCCUAAUUUUCUUCAGUGAGAAUGUAUUACAUUUAAAACCAGGAAAAUGUUAUUUAUCAGCGUGAGUACACUAGGUGUCGUGUCCCUGUGAAGUGGCUGGUUCUAUUCUGCUCUCUCC